Molecule: messenger RNA, 3487 nt
Organism: Drosophila innubila
Lineage: Eukaryota; Metazoa; Arthropoda; Insecta; Diptera; Drosophilidae
Product: insulin receptor
Exons: 7
Coding region: 535-3435 (966 amino acids)
Molecular function (GO): protein binding
Source: RefSeq, a predicted model, not a curated record
AAAAGGCGACGCAGUGAUUUUUAAAACAAACCCUCAACAAUUGUGUUUAGUUUUGUGUCUGUGUUCCUCGAGUGUUCCUCUUCCCCCUUUUAAUGUUUACGUGUGUGCCAUUUUAGACAGCUAAGCAAAAAGAAGCGAACAAAAAUUAACACAAACCCUUUUGAACGACAAAUAAAUGUAAAUGAAACUCGUGCGAUUUUUGUUGUAGAUUGUGUGCGAAAUUUAAACGUAAAAAACUCAUAAAUUGCAGCUAAUCGGAAUUUCUGGGCGAUCGAUCGCAGAAGUCAACGCGCUAAUUAGGCAAAACAGAAUAAGGGUAACCAGAGAGAUAAAGAGAGCGAGAAAGAGCAAGUGCUAUAUAACUGUAUUAUACAAAAAUACCUACAUGUGUGUGUGUGAAUGUAGUCGUAUAUACAAAAAGAAAAUCUGAUAAAAAGGCGCAAAAAGCGGUGCGAUGUUGAAAGACGCCGAUGUAAACAGCAUAAGCAACAUAUACAACAACAACAACAACAAUUACAGUAAACACACGCACAAAUGCAGACUAUUGGCAACAUGCUGCCAAACAUCGGAUACAUGUUGCUAGUGCUAGCUACCUCGCUCGCAAUGGAAACCAAAAUGAUUCCCGAUCCACUAACCGAACACAAAGAAUGCAAGAGCCUCGACAUUCGCAACGAUUGCCGUAAUAUGAGUUUACUGGACAACUGUACAGUAGUCACUGGCUUUAUGAUGAUCACACUAAUGCCUAUAAGCCGCCGGGACUGUAACUUCUCCUUGUAUUCAUUUCCAAAAUUACGCGAAAUCACCGGCUUUGUGAUAUUUACCGAAGUGCGCGGCCUGACGAGCAUCCGGAAUAUGUUCCCCAAUUUAACGGUAAUCCGCGGUCGUCGACUUUUUCGUAACUAUGCACUGGGCGUGAGCAGUAUGCACGAUCUUGAGCUGUUGGAAUUCCCAUCCCUGAUAGCCAUUCAACGGGGUCAUAUUUACAUUGGCAAUAAUCAAAAGCUCUGUCAAUUAAAUAGGAUCAAUGCAGAUAGACUCACUUUGAGCACUGGAGAGAAUCAUAUUGUAAUGGGAUCCAACAAUUGUUCACAAAGCGCCAGCUGCAAGGGAUGCGAUUCAAACUAUUGUUGGUCGAACUUUACAUGUCAACGAUUUGAAAACGAUAACGUUGCCCAUUAUGAUCGAAGCUCGGAAAACUGUCACGAGGAAUGCCUGGGAGGCUGCUACAAUGCCACGGCUGCUGGCUGUGUGGUCUGUCGAGGAUUAACCAAUGCCGGAGAGUGUGUGAAGCAAUGUCCGGCGGACAAGUAUUUGCUGGAACAGUAUCAGCGAUGUUACACUCGGGAUGAGUGUGUUGCCCAUCCUGGACACUAUACCUUUGGCUUUGACUGUGUGUCAUUCUGUCCAAGUGGAUACAAACCCAAUGCGACGUUGGCAUGUGUGCAAUGUGAUCCGCAAGAGGCGUGUGUCAGUGUCUGUUCGCCGGAGGAAGAUGAUCUCUUCGUGUCCAUCUACAGUUUGGCAGAUGCCGAUAAGUUGCGUGGUUGUCAGAUUAUCAAUGGCAGCCUCAUCAUCAAGAUUCGCAGUCAAGUUGAUGAAUUGCAGCUGGAGCAGAGUCUGAGAAGCUUACGAGAAAUACGUGGACAUCUCAAAAUCUCUCGCUCCUCGCAGUUGAGCAGUCUUAGGUUUCUAAGGAACUUGAGGCGCAUUCACGGCGAUCCUCUAGAGAAUCGUCACUAUGCUUUAGUACUCUACGACAACAAGCAGCUGACGGAGCUGUGGGAGCCAACAAAGCAGCUGGAAUUUGUCACUGGUGGCAUGUUUAUGCACCGCAACAACAAGUUGUGCAACAAGCACAUGCGGGACUUUCAGGAUCGUGUAAGACACGACAAGGUGUUGGAUUCGCUGCAAACCAGUGACCAGGAGGUGCUCUGUGGUCCCGCCAAGCUGCAGCUGCGCGUGCAGGCGCGCUCCCAUCGCACCAUGAUGCUGAGCUGGCCAAAGGAACAGACGAGCGUGGAGCUGGAGCUAAUUUACAGGAUGGUGCCGUUUGGAGAGACUCAGGUCACGGAAACUGAUUUGGAGGCUCCCAUUUGUACUCGUAUUAAUUGGCAGCGACUGUUGCUCUUUGUGGAUGAUCUGCGAGAGAAUGGCACACACUACAGCUAUCAGUUGGAGCAACUGCAUCCAAAUACACGCUAUGCCUGCCUGCUGCGCACCUUUGGCGGUGACCUGCAGCACGAGGCACGCAGCGAACUGAUCUACGUGCAGACACAGCGCGACAUUCCAAAGUCACCACUGCUGGCUGUGACCAAGAAGACGGACACUUCGCUCAGCCUGAGCAUAGGUGCCCAGGACCAGGAGUAUUUCGUGUUGAACGUUUUCGAGCUGCCCGAUGAUGAGGCAUAUAUGGAUGAGCGUAACUUUUGCAAGCAACCUCCAUUCUUGUGGCAGGACAUGGAUGCGAUGCGUUGGCGCUCGAUACAGGAAUACGACUACGAUGAUUGCUGUGCCCAUCAGGAGGAGUUGGCGGAUGAUCAGCAUUUCAUUGAUGAAAUGAGUACCAUGUAUCGCUGUAGUUUGGAUGCGCCCGAGAAUUGUGCAACACUCGGAGCAAAGCAACUGCAACUUGCGGCUAAUACAACAACGUAUGAUCUGCGGAAUCUGGAACGAUAUCGUCUGUACUCGCUGCAACUGCAGGCCUGCAACAAAUUCGGUUGCAGCAGCGUCACAACGUUGAACGAACGCACGAAUUUCACUUUGGGUGCGGAUUCACUCACUGAGCUGACCGCCUGCCGGGUGCCCAAGACAACGGAGUACAUCAUGCGUUUCCCAGAGCCAUCAAAGCCGAAUGGCCUCGUUGUCAACUAUGUGCUGCACUAUCGCAACAAUGUGUCGAAUGAGGUGGUCGAAACCCAUUUAAGUUGCCUAACACGACGGGAUCAUGCAGAUGCGAAAUUCGUGCAUGUGAAUAACUUGAAUGGCACCUAUAACGAGGGUGCGGUUCGAGUGCAUUCACUGGCCGGCGAUGUUAUCACACCAUAUGUGGCCAUCACCUGGUGCGACAGCGAACAGAGUAAGAUUCCGACAACCACAGCGAGAGCGACAGUGACUGUUAAGGAGCAGCUGCAUGAGGGAGCAGUUGAGCCUGUCACCGAGCUGGAGGAGACUCAUUCACAUGCCCAUGGGAUAAGCAUAUUUGUACUAUGCUUUUUAUUUGGGUGCGGCCUGUCGCUUGUCUGGCUUCUGUACAAGCGACGAUGUUGGCGCAAGUGGUCGGGAUUGCGUCGAUAUGUGCCGUUACGGGAGCAGUGGUUGCGGGAGCGCCAACAGACUGAGGAUCGUGAGAUACUCGUCGAUGGCUUUGAGACGGUUCGUUUUCAAAACAGCAACAACAACAAUAACAACAUUAGCAGUAGCAGCAACGAGUAUUAAAAUAUAAGAUUUAAUAAAUAUGUAUCGACUUACCCUCGAGAGCAACACAGAA